AUGGCUUCCACUUCGCUCGUUGCAACUAUCGUGUGUAGCAGCAUCAGCAGCACUGGUGGGAGAGCAACCUUACCAAGAAGCUUCUGCAAGAACCAUCACAGGCCACCUCUCAGGCCUCUCAGGAGAAGCUCCCUAUUCAGGUGCUCGCUGCGGGAGCAAAAUCAGGCGACGGAGAACCGGCCGGUCUCCUCCACUGCCGUUGCUCCUGACGAGCAAAAGGUUGAGGAGGCGAAGAAGGUGUCGUCGCAUCAUGCCGGAGGAGGGGGAGGAGAUCAUCAGGAAGGAGGUGAUGGCGAGGACAGCGAGAAGAAGAGCAGGGAUGAGCAGCAGGAGGUGGACUGGAGGUCGGACGAGGAGUUCAAGAAGUUCAUGGGCAACCCGUCCAUCGAGGCCGCCAUCAAGCUCGAGAAGAAGCGCGCCGACCGGAAGCUCCGGGAGCUCGACCGCGAGCCCGACGCCAGCCCGGUCGGCGGCCUGCUCCGUGGGUUCAUCAAGGGCACGCUGGAACGGGAGAAGCAGAGGCUGGAGGAGGCCGAGCAGACCUUCAAGGCGCUCGACCUCAACAAGCUCAAGAGCUGCUUCGGGUACGACACGUUCUUCGCGGUGGACGUGCGGAGGUUCGGCGACGGUGGCAUCUUCAUCGGCAACCUGAGGAAGCCCAUCGAGGAGGUGAGGCCGAAGCUGGAGAAGAAGAUCGCCGAGGCGGCAGGGACAGAGGUCACCCUGUGGUUCAUGGAGGAGAGGAACGACGACAUCACCAAGCAGGUCUGCAUGGUGCAGCCGAAAGCAGAGAUUGAGCUGCAGCUGGAGGUGACCAAGCUGAGCACGCCGUGGGGCUACCUGAGCGCCGUGGCCUUGGCCGUCACGACCUUCGGGACCAUAGCUCUCAUGAGCGGCUUCUUCCUCAAGCCUGGCGCGUCCUUCGACGACUACGUCUCCGACGUCCUCCCCCUCUUCGGAGGCUUCCUCUCCAUCCUCGGCGUGUCAGAGAUCGCGACGAGGUUGACGGCGGCGAGGUACGGGGUGAAGCUGAGCCCAUCGUUCCUGGUGCCGUCGAACUGGACGGGGUGCCUGGGUGUGAUGAACAACUACGAGUCGCUGCUGCCGAGCAAGAAGGCCCUGUUCGACAUCCCCGUGGCCCGCACGGCCAGCGCGUACCUGACGUCGGUGGUGCUGGCCGUCUCGGCCUUCAUCGCCGACGGCAGCUUCAACGGCGGCGAGAACGCCCUGUUCAUCCGGCCGGAGUUCUUCUACAACAACCCGCUGCUGUCGUUCGUGCAGCAGGUGAUCGGGCCGUACGCGGACGAGCUGGGGAACGUGCUGCCGAACGCGGUGGAGGGCGUGGGCGUGCCGGUGGACCCGCUGGCGUUCGCGGGGCUGCUGGGGAUCGUGGUGACGUCGCUGAACCUGCUGCCGGUCGGGCGGCUGGAGGGCGGCCGGGUCGCGCAGGCGCUGUUCGGGCGGCGCACGGCGGCGCUGCUGUCGUUCGGCACGUCGCUGCUGCUGGGGGCGGGCGCCGUCGGCGGCAGCGUGCUGUGCCUGGCGUGGGGGCUCUUCGCCACCUUCAUCCGCGGCGGGGAGGAGAUCCCGGCGCAGGACGAGAUCACGCCGCUGGGGAGCGAGCGCUACGCGUGGGGCUUCGUGCUCGCCGUCGUCUGCCUCCUCACGCUCUUCCCCAACGGCGGCGGCACCUACUCCAGCUCCUUCCUCGGCGAGCCCUUCUUCAGGGGCGGCAUCUAG
Messenger RNA from Triticum turgidum subsp. durum (durum wheat), 1740 nucleotides. The record is from the annotation of a GenBank genome assembly. Lineage: Eukaryota; Viridiplantae; Streptophyta; Magnoliopsida; Poales; Poaceae.